Molecule: messenger RNA, 5218 nt
Organism: Dermacentor andersoni
Lineage: Eukaryota; Metazoa; Arthropoda; Arachnida; Ixodida; Ixodidae
Product: BTB/POZ domain-containing protein KCTD3
Biological process (GO): protein homooligomerization
Molecular function (GO): protein binding
Source: RefSeq, a predicted model, not a curated record
UUCUUUCGUCUCCGUUCGGGGACUCGUUUCCUCUUCCACUCCCUUCCCCGCUUUCUGUAUCAUCUGUUUCGGUUGUCAGCCAGCGUUAAACGCGCACAGGUUUUAUCGUUCCCCGCGCUGUGCUUGCUACGCGGUGAUAUCGUUGUUUCGGUCGUAAUUGCUGUGGAUAAACCCUCUCACUACCACGCGACGACGCGCCAUCGUUAAUGGCCUGCAGUAGUAUGUGCUGGGCCGACUGCGCAGUGCUAGGCGCCUCGAGCCCUUCUCCGUGAUAUGUGCGGGCGGACAGCGGUUCGGAUCCGUUGACCCCUCGCGCGAAUAGGCGCCCCAUUCCUGUCUGCCACGCCAUGAGCCACCAAUUGUCCGGCGACAUCAUUAACCUGAACGUCGGGGGAAUCAGGUUUGCCACAUCCAGGCAGACGCUGACAUGGGUGCCCGACUCCUUUUUCACAAGCAUGCUGAGUGGACGGAUAUCAAGCCACCGGGAUGAGACUGGAGCUAUCUUCAUCGACCGGGACCCCAAGCUGUUCUCCGUCAUCCUGAACUUUAUGCGAACCAAGGACAUCGACCUGAGAGACCUGGACAUGAGUGUAUUGCGCCACGAGGCCGAAUUUUAUGGCAUCACACCCCUGGUGAAGCGGCUGAUCCUGUGCGAAGACCUGCACCAGUCCUCCUGUGGCGAUGUCCUCUUUCAUGGCUACCUGCCCAUGGCUGCAGUACCGCCGUACGAGGUUGCCACUGGCGGCCGCAACGGGGCACCCUCGGGUCUCCUGCCGACACCCGCCGGUGGAGCCGACCGUCGUCCCGAACAUGGGGCUCCACGGCCGCCCUUUGUUGUUGAUCCGUCGUGCCUGACGGGGCUACCCGGCGUCGUCGAUGCGCGGCCAGGCUCAGUGUUCCGCGUGAUGCCCGAGGCGGGCGGCUCCCGACCUCCCCCAGCCUCGUCAUGCGGCCACUCCCGCAACCCGUCGUUGGACGCCCGGCAGGCUGGACCGUCGGCGUCCAUGGCGCCUCCACCACCACCGCCGCAACUGUCACGCAGCUCGUCCGACCUGCGGCCAGGUGGCGUCCGGGGCCACUCGCGUGCAUCUUCCCUCGACCUGCGGCACUCACGCAACUCUUCGGCUGACUUCAGCCGCCGCAUCCGCGACGACAGCGGCUGGGCCAGUGUCGCACUGCCCCAGGGUGUGUCAGCAUGGCCGGACAAUCUCCGGGUCUGCAUGGUCAAGGGCCACCAGAACUGGAUCGCCGUAGCCUAUGCUCACUUUGUCAGCUGCUACAGGCUGAAGGAUUCGACCGGGUGGCAGCUGGCAUUCACCAGUCCCUACCUGGAGCCCGUGAUUGAGCGCAUCGCACUCAAUGCCAAAGUGGUGACGACGGCGUCGGCGCAGGCACCUGAGAGCGGGGCCAAGAUGCUGGCCGUUGCCUACGGGUCCCAGGUGCGACUGUGGAGCAUCGCCCAGGAAGGCAACGGAAGAGCUGAGAUUGGUGUGUUCCACCUGAGUGUUCCUGUGGAUAGCCUGUUCUUCAUUGGGAGCCAACUGGUUGCUCUGAGCCACUUGGGCAAAGUGGGCGUAUGGCAUGCCAUGACGCAGCACUGGCAGAUCCAGGAUGUGGUGCCAAUCACCAGUUUCGACACAGCGGGCUCAUGCAUCCUGCUUCUUGGCUGCAGCAAUGGCUCCAUCUACUACAUCGACAUGCAGAAGUUCCCGCUGCGCAUGAAAGACAAUGAUCUGCUGGUGACUGAGCUCUACCGGGACCCGUCAGCUGACCCAAUCACAGCCAUCAGUGUGUACCUCACCCCAAAGACCAGUCUAUGUGGCAACUGGAUCGAGAUUGCAUAUGGCACAAGCGCCGGCACGGUGCGGGUGAUUGUGCAGCACCCAGAGACAGUGGGCCAUGGUCCGCAGCUGUUCCAGACGUUCACCGUCCAUCGGAGCCCUGUCACCCGUGUCGUCCUCUCCGAGAAAUACCUAAUCUCUGUGUGCAGCGAGUACAGCCACGUGCGCACGUGGAGCGUGACCCGCUUCCGAGGCAUGAUCUCAACGCAGCCGGGGUCAACGCCGUUGGCUUCCUUCAAGGUCGUCUCCCUGGAAGACCUUGAGCCCUCAGCCAGCUACCCAGCUGGAAAUGACAGCGGGCCCUACGGCGAGCAGGAUGACGAACAGGUGUUCAUCCAGAAGGUGGUUCCCGAGACCGACCAGCUGUACGUGCGCUUCGCCUCCUCGGGCAAAAGGAUUUGCGUGAUCAAGUCUGUGGAUGGGACCACGGUGACAUCCUUCUGCGUGCAUGAGUGCGAGGGUUCCAACAGGAUGGGAUCCCGACCACGACGCUACAUUUUCACAGGUCACAGCAGUGGCGCCAUACAGAUGUGGGACCUGACCACGGCACUGGAUUUGGCAUCCAAAGGGGAGCCAACCUUCGUGCGUGACGGCGGCCCUAGCCACGGGGAACUGCUGCGUCUUUUGGAGCAGUGUGACCUGACCAACUCACGCUGCUCGACGCCUUGCAUCAGUCCGUCACCUUCGCUGCUCGGCGGCGCUGCCACGCUGGCACGCCUGCGGGCUGCCAACCUUGUGCUGCUCGGACAGCAACAAGCGCAACAGCAUGCUCAUGAUGAAUCUUCCGGACUUCCCGAGGACCGGAGGGUGACGCGGUGCUGACAGUGAACGGCACCGGCAGCCAGCAGACACACCGGUCACUUCUCACUGUGUUGGACGUGCUCCUUGUGGGUGUACAAUGCACCCCUCCCUCGAUGGAUGCCCGGCACACAGUUUUCCCUUUGACCGAAUGUCUUGGCAGCUGGUGUUGUUGCUCGUCAGGGCUGCAUGAGCAUCAUCGGACAGUGUGUUGCUUGUUACAAGUGCACUCAUCACUUUUAUGUUGCGCACUGUUUAACACAGAUCUGCCCAGUGGCAUCCUGAGAACACUCUUAUGUACCAUGUAGUGUCUAAAAUGCGACUCCUCGAUAGAUAAUAAUGCACAUGUGGCCUUUCCCGGUGUGUUUAGCCGUGAAUGCCUGAGCAGGUGCCGUUGUUGUGUGCUGAUGACAGUGCCCUGGUGACACGCUGUCACACCUUUCUUCCAUUGCCUCUCGUAUCCUGGUGACAAGUAAUCGCUCGUGGCGGUCGUGGUGUGACCUUGUAACUAGACAUGCUACUUAUGGGUGCAGUGCACACAUGGCAGAUCUUUUCAGGUUUGUGGUUGCAGGCAGCAGAUAAGAAAUGGCCACCAAGAAUGUCAGCCUACCCUAGUUUCUGCAAAGCCGUGUCGCUGUAAUAAUGCUGCAGUCUGAGCCUUGCUUGCUGUACACAAAAUGUUCUGCACCACUUAGGUCCUGAUAGUGAAGUGCCGACGUAUUGAGGUACGCAGGUGCAUAAUCAGCGUUGCCUGAAUUGUAUUGCAAAUGCGAAUUGUCAAGGAUUGCUGUUGCAAGCCUUCUUUUGUGAUUUCCGACACUGCUCAACAGGCCAUUUGCCCUUGUGCAGCUGGGGUGAAGUGCUAUCCAAGGAUGAGAGACGCCCCAAACCAUUGGCUGCCAGUGUCGCCGAAUUUUAUAAUGUGUUCUGUACCUUCUUUAUCGUCUGCCCACUGGCUGUUGUGUCACAAUACGUUCGCAUUCGCUGGUGUUUGCUUGUUGACAUAACUUGUGCAAUAGUGUUCUUCGAUGUCAUGGAAGCUGUACCGAUGCAUUGCCUCUGCAUUGAGAAAUUUGAAUAGCGUGUGCCCUCCCUCUUUCACUGCACCGCGGACGGGCUCGCAAGUUUUUUAUCGUGUGAGUUUCGUCUGCCUGAAGAACUGUUCCAAGUUUAAUGAUAUAAUGCUUCUUGCAUGGAAUAUUGCUGUCGACAUGGCUUGGUUCUUUUUCAGUCUUGCUUUGUUAGUGUGUCUGUUUUGAGAAGAGUAGCUUGGCCUGGCUUAAUAGGAGCAGCCAUGACAAUAAUUCAUGGACAGUGUCAUGGACUACAAUUCCUAUUUUGUUAUAGCCCUAACAUCUAUGUAAAAGAAAUGUGUUGUGCAAGCAGAGCUGCAUUGUCGAGAAUCCACCUAGAGCAGUGGAGGAUGUGUUUCCUUUGUACAUUGCUCUUGUUGUUUCUUGUGUCAUCCAUUACAAAUGCAUGAGAAGAUCCAGGUGCUUAACCUCCACUGUUGCAUAAGUGAUUUUAGUGUGACUGCAACAGUUAGCCUGCCAGUGUUCAUGUCGGAAAAAUGCACAACCUCGACCAGUCAUUUGAAGCUUAGUCAAGCCUUAAAUAUGCAACACUUGGUUAUGCUCGCAGUACUACAACUGAUGUGGCCAAAAAGCAUGAGCAGAGUGGAAAUGUUUGAUGGCCGCACUGGAGUUUGUUCCUUGUUUGUAUAGUCGGAGCAACGCCUCUGGUUGUAGUAGCCGGGCGAAAUGAUUACUGAAAUGACAUUUCUUUGCCCCAAUUUCGUAUUUAUUCACAUAAAUGCAAUAGCAGGUAUGGUUCAGCAAUUGUCACUUUGAUUAAAUGGAGGUGCUGAAGUGAGCCAUAAAUGUGUUAACUGAAUUCAGGGUUCGUAGCCAGUCCUUGGAAAUGCUUAAAUUUCAUGACAUUGCUUAAACUUUUUUUAAAUUUUGUUUUCUGCUAAGCUUACUAGGUUUCAUGUGACAACCUGGUAACAAAGUAGGUGCUAUACAAAAGCCGAGCCAAUCCAGUCCUGCUAGCAGCAGCUGUGCUCUGGUUGGUGGUGGUUCACUUGCUAAGCAUUACUGGUGUGCCUCCUUCAUUCACAUGCAGCUUAAAAGAAAGUUUGCUUUUUGUUGACAAUACUUUGUUUUCAAGCUGUCACUCGUAAGGUUAUUUUGAAUCACGUUUCUUCCAAACCUAUAGAUACUUAAAAUAUCCUUGAACCUUCUUUUAUUAAGGCUGCCAUGAACCCUGUCCAUCAAGCAUAUCAUGUGGGAAGGAUGGACAUGCAUCUUUACACCUUUAGAAGUACUUGGCACUGAUGAACACUGUGGAUCAUAAAUAUGUUGCUCUGUGUGUUGUUAAUCUUGCUUUAUGCUUAAGCACAAGGCCUUCAGGUGCUUUACAUGCAUAGCAUAGUGCUAAGUUUAACUUAUUUUUAUUGUAAAAGAUUAGUUAUCCACUGCCCGUAUUUUUGUCUCAAGUUAGGCAGUGAGCCCUUAAGAAAUGUUGUGAAAGUGAAAUAUGUUAAGAUGCGUUCAAAUAAAUGUGUUAUAGAUUUUUCA